Amphiprion ocellaris (clown anemonefish) is the source of this 6040-nucleotide messenger RNA. Its product is annotated as myosin phosphatase Rho-interacting protein-like. NCBI's taxonomy places the organism in Eukaryota, Metazoa, Chordata, Actinopteri, Pomacentridae. Gene Ontology annotation, biological process: actin filament organization; positive regulation of substrate adhesion-dependent cell spreading. Gene Ontology annotation, cellular component: actin cytoskeleton. Bases 2613 to 5993 code for a protein of 1126 amino acids. The record is from RefSeq and is a predicted model, not a curated record. Gene Ontology annotation, molecular function: actin filament binding. The transcript is spliced from 18 exons.
ACCAUUUCCUAAAACCCUCCCACUGUAGUUACUGUUACUAUGUGACUUAAGAUGCAGCAGAGGGUAGAAGUGAGGGAGGGGCUUCACUGAUUUGUAAUUUUUACUCUGCCAAGGAACACGGCGGAGUUAUGUGAUGAUAGGUGUUUGUCUGUCUGUUAGCAACGUUACUCAAAAACAGAGUAACAAAUUUACAUAAAAUUUUCAGGGAAGGUCAGAAAUGACACAAAGACCAACUGAUUCGAUUUUGGCAGUGAUGUGGCUUAGAGUCUGGAUCCAUGGAUUUGUUAAAGAUUUCUGUAUCAUUGUGAGAUAGCGGCCGGCACGGCGUCACUGUAACCAUGACAACAAGUGAACACUACGUCAGCUGCCUGUUGAUGAUCACAUGAUUGCGAUCCUACUACAAAUUGACCACUGCGGACUUAUCCGUUGGAAAUCAUAAAAAGAACAACUGGUUAAAUUGUGGGGGUGUUUCCGAGUCUCAUCAGUUAGUCUGGUGAGUCAGAAGUCGGACUCACCGGAUGUAGAUUCCAGGUAUAGGCCUGCCACUGGCUGCUCAUUUCAUGCAAAUUUCUCCCCUCCUUCUGUUAUCGAUUUUCAAAAUCCCUUCCUCUGGGCUAGAAACCUACCACACUGAAAAUUUCAACUGUUGCUGAACUGAUACUAUUAUGAUCGGUUUGAAGGAAUGCAAACAAACCAGAGUGGAUUUUUUUUCCUACUAUAGCAGAAUAGUAAUGAGUUUCAACCAGACCAUUCUGUCCUGCAUAAUGUCCUGGUUGUGCAAGACAACCUUAACUUGUGCUGGUAUCAUACAAAUAUUUCUGCAGGAAUCAUCAGAUAUCAGAUAUUCACAAUCCUCAUUAAACAGCCUAAAAUACAGAGUAACUGUGUGAGCUCUGCUGAAUGUAAUGGUUUUUACAAGUCUAUUUGAAAUAAGAGCCUCAUAAAAAGGUCUUAAAUAUACACACAAUGACUGAGUACAUGAGAUCAUGCACAAAGAGUGAGGCUGUAGGUAACAAGUCUUCAUUUCAUUAGCUUCAGCAACUCAGUUUUUCACAUUACAUUUUUUAAAACAGUUUUUCAAGAAAAAUUAACUGUGUUUCUGGGAAUUUCUCACCCUCAAAGACAAUCGACCUGCUCUCAGGAACUGAAACCUCUGUAAUUGUAAUGGUCAAACAAUGGCUACUUUGUGUGGACUGAAAACUACAGCACCCAUGAAAGAAAGCUGCAAGCACAGCAGCAACGCUACAUCAUCACAUCUUGGUUUUGUCCAUAUCUCACCUCCUUUAAAGUAAUAGUUUGUCUUUCUAGUGUCCACUUCAGAAAUCUGAACUAAACUGAACUAACCAUGUGCCACCAGUGAACCUCACAGUUUUAUCUCCUGUCUUCUAAAGCAUACGACUGGGAAACAGACCUUGUCAAAGGUCAUUGAGAAACAGAAAUAUUGAAUUAGCGAUGUCAUUUAAUCAUUGUUGCCAGAAACAACUUCCAUAUUAAUCUAAACACAAGUAACGGUGGAUCUGGAGAAAAGCUCUGCACAGCUGUGUCUUUAAAUAUUUGCAUACUGCAAAUGUGAAUUUAAACGAGGUAUUCCUAUUUCUUGUCCAAACUCCAUGCUUUCUCUGCAUCUCAGGUUCCAGCAGUCUAUGAAUGCAGGUGUAUCAAGAUUACACAUUACACACUGGAGGUAAUUGCGACUGACAUCAUAAGGAAAAAGGUCAAGUACAUUUUAAUGGCUACUGUGUACAACAUAUGUGAUAAAAGUAUUCCAGCAGUUGGACACUGAGCCGAUGACGUCGGCCUAUAACACAGUCACCAAGUGAAACUACUGAGGAGGUGGGAGAAGGAUAACACAACAAGGUGGCAUUUGAUUCUGUAUGAUUAAUUCAUGAAAGUUCAUUACAAUCCUUGGGGAAUGGGUUGUAAUCUGAAACGCCCAUAUGACACGUGCAGACAUAUACCCUCGUGCAACACUGUCCCACUUAAGUUAAACUGUACAGUGAGAUGUCACUCAAAUACCCCUUUUCAGUCAAAGUUGUGACACUAAUGCACGCUUUAUUAUGAUCUGAAAGCAACAGAUGACCUUCUUUCAACCUGCAUCCAGACAAGAGAUCAGGACCUAAAACUAACAAAACCAUUGCCUUCUGUGUGGUAAUGAGAGGUAGAACUGAGGAUCAAGAUAAGGAUGAGAAAGACACAGAGUGGGCGGUUCUGGUAAUGCAAAAGCACUAGAGCAAUGAAAUAAUGAUGAGCAUGACCAGAGACUAGCUUGAGUUACGUCCUGUGCAGUCUAAAUGUAUUGGCUUAGCUAGAGCGAUGGAGAAGGAAGGUUAGAAGGAGGAACGCUGCAAGACUUGACACAAGAUUUGACUGAAGGACAGUGAGGAGUCACAGAUGUAGAUGAUGAUAAUCGCACCCCGUCUGAGGUGACCACAAGUGUCAGUAGUGAUGACGUCAGCGGUGGUUGGACCUACGACUGGAGUCUGGUCCACAGCCUGAGUCCUGAGUGGGAACUUAAUAUCGGUGACACUGACAUACAAUCCAGCUCUCCAAAUCAGUGGAACUGUUCAGAGAGAAGCAGAUCCCUCAGCUCAGACUGUGUGGCCCAAAGAGAAAUGACACGCCUGGACCAAUCUCCUCCCCGAGGCACCGAAAGCUCCUGGAUGGAUGAAAGGAGGGGAAGGGACAGGUCUCGCCGACCAUCAGAGUCCAGAGGAGACAGGGGUCAAGAGAGCGGCUACUUCUCUCCAGACAGAAGAGGUGAUGGUGAGCGGCAGAUGGAGGAGGUCAACAAACGGCAAUAUCGUUACUACGAGAGAGGACAUCCCCUCCCAAGCAACUAUGUUCCUGAACCCAAAGCCUGCGUCCCCUAUAGGAACGUCAGCCUCGGAUUGCCCUCCCAGAGAAGAAACCCUGAGACAUACAUGCAGGAAACUUGGAGAAGUGAAUCUCCACAGAGGUACACGUACCACUCCAACUUCAGACGAGGAGCUGACUCAGAGAGAAAUUCUCCAACCCGCCACAGCUCUGUGAGCCCAGACCGCUACAAGAUACCUGAAACACCUGCAGGCCCUCGGAGAGGAAGCUCCCUCUCCAGGACUCAGGCUCGGUCUCAUGCCUCAUCUCAUGGUUCCUCUCAGCUUCCAUCACAUGGUCCUUCUCACCAUACAUCAGGCAGGUCCAGUCCGUCCCGUAGGAGGGGGUCCAUUGCCUCUCGCGCCAGCUCACCCUUUAGGGCCACCCCUUCCCAUAGGCGUACAGACUCUUUACUUUUGCAGAAUGGGGAAUAUGAUGCUCAAAAGGGAUGCAGCCGAGAGCUGAGGAGUCCAUCUCAAGCUUCAAACAGGCACAGUUUGGACUCUGAGAAACUGUACAGAAAUCUGGAGUCGAUCUCCCGCCGUGGCUCUUCAGCUGUUCAGCAAAACUCCUGUGAAGGAUCUCAAGCAUCACCGCGUACCAGAACAUCCGUCAACAGCGUGGCCAACACUCGAACUCGCAACAGCCGAGAAGUAUCACCGUCCAGGAAUGGCUACAGCACCCACAGCCACACCCCACAGAGGGAUUCCUACUCCAGAGACAGCAGACCGAGUCCUUCUCAAGCCUCCUGGCAGGGGUCAGCACAUUCCUUACUCAGCCUUCCAGCUUCACCCGGUUCCUCUUCAUCGAGACGAGGUGCAGACUCUCAACUCCUCGGUGGAUCGCUGUCACACGUUGCAGUCACAGAAACUGAUAAGGGCAAUGAGGGGAACAAUACGGUCAGUGGUGACAGAAGCAGGAGCAACAUGAGGAGAGGCAUGGAUGCCCUGCUGAUCUCUGAACCCAAAAAGGCUGCAGUAGAAGCUGAGGAGGUGGGGAUGACCAUGGAGGACUAUAUAGUGCUGGCGGAUAUCCCAACAAUCCAGCUGGAGUCAGAAGAAGAGUUUCCGGGACUGAGGCGGAGGAACCAGAGUCCCAGUCCAUGUAGGGAUCCGAGACUCAGGACAUACAGGUAUCAAGAUGAAACAAACAUCUACAGCUCAAGGCUUGAGCAAGACGACAGAGGGAGAGUCAGAGAGAGAGGGAGAGAUAGGAGAGAGAAAUGUCGAGAGUCUGAGAACGGACCAUCAUCUCGAAGACAGUCAACAUCAUCUCUUCAUGCACAGAGCUCAGAUAAUCAGAGUGGAAAACACCGAUCUUCCAGGGUGAAGGAACGAGCUCGUCCUGGACGCCCGCAGACUCAGGGAUGGAUGUCCAGACUGGAUGAGCAUGGCAAGUGGAGGAAACACUGGUUUGUUCUGAAUGAUACUUGGCUGAGGUUUUACAGAGAUUCAGAGGCUGAGGAGUCAGAUGAUGUGGACGGAGAGAUCGACUUGACAUCCUGUGUGAAUGUGUCAGACUGUGACGUGGAAAAGAACUAUGGACUCCAAAUACAAACAAAAAGAGCAGUGUUCACUCUCUCUGCUAUGACGUCCAGAAUUCGGCGGAACUGGGUGAAGUUACUAAAGGAGGCGAUCCAGAACAACACACACCAAUCAGACAGCGGCAGCGAGAAAGAGGACCCCCUCUCCCACAGACCGUCGUCAUGCCAACCCCCUGCUCGGUUCACCUGCAAGGACUCCGGCUGUGAACCUGCCACAUCCACCUCCACCACCGCCACAGCUGCUAACCAGGCAGACCACCAGACGGUAGACGGAGAUCUGGGUGCAGACUUAUCUCCAGCCAGUCACAGGGAAGAAGGGGAGGGCUGGGACCGGGAGCAGGCGAAGCGACUGGAGGAGAGGAACAAGUGGUUUGAGAAGGGCGUCCCAUUUACCGAGAUGGGCAGCAGGUGGGACUCCAUGGAGCUGAAAAAGGGGAGUGUGCCUGUGCCUGUUAUUGAAACCAUGGACUCUAAGGUCAACAGAAAGUGGGCAGAAAUUGAGACGAUGUCAUUUAGGGACAUGAGUGUGCAGACUCUCAUUGGAGCCCAGGUUUAUCAGUCAAGCACUCAGCAGGCGUCAGAGUCUCUAGUUAGUCCACAGACUUAUCACUCAAGCCCUGAAGAGGCUGACCAAGCCGUCACCGUUUCACAAACCAGUAUAUCGAGCUCAAAGGAAGUUCCUCCAUCCAUAAAUGGUGCCCAAAUCAUUCAAACUAACACAGCUGAGGCUCUUCAAAAGGAGGCCGUCUCCCUCCGAGAGCAGGUGGAGAGCAUUAAAAGAGAGCGUGCAGCCAUGGGCAUAGAGGUGGACAGUCCCUGUGGCCCCGGGGCCCCCUGUAGGGCCAAACUAGAGGCCAUGGAAGUGGCCCAUAGAAAAGCACUGCAACAGCUGCAGGAGAAACAUGCGAAGGAGGUGAAGGAGCUGCAGGAGCAGAGAGACAGGAUGGUGCAGGAGGAGAGUCAGGCAGCUGCUAAAGCUAUGGAGGCGCUACGAGCAGCUCACAGAGGGGAACUAGACAGAGAACUGGAAAAGGCCACGAGGUUGUCUGGAGGAGCAGCUCACGUGGAUUCUUCAUACAGAGGACACGUGCCCCAGGCGGACCUCUUACACGGCGAGUUAGAUAUGCUGUCAGAACGCUACUCCCAGAAGUGCCUGGAGCUGAGUCGCACUGAGCAGAGCAGCAAGAGCCGAGAGACCGAGCUCAGCUACAAGGAGAAAGAGCUGGAGCAGCUCCGAAGAGAGAACAAGGAGCUUAAGGCCAAGCUGGCGGAGGAGAUCAGCCGUAUGCGCUAUUUCAUCACAGGUCAAAGGUCGGAUGUGGCAUCCCUUUGCAACACAGAGCGCACAGCUUCAGAAUUAGAGACACUGUUAAGAGCAAAAGAAAACGAGGUUCAAUAUCUUAAAAAAGAAAUCAGCUGUCUACAGAAUGAAAUGCAAUCUCUUAUCAAGGAGAAGGAAGCAGCUUAUGAGCGUUAUAAGGAGGCCUAUGUGGAGCUGAGUGACACGAGGGGUCGUAGCCAGUUGGAGAUGGGCUCCCUCAACGAACACUUGAGACUGGCCAACGCUGCACUUCAGGAGGGAGCGAGACAGACUUGACCAAUGAGGACAACCCUUUGAAGACAGCAAGCCAAUAUAAAGUAUAU